AUGGCCGGCAUGUUCGAGAACGAAAAGGUCGAGAACCCCGACUCGUCGGAACCCUCGAUCGAACGCAGAGUCGACAACUCCGAAGUACCAACUCGCAAGAAGGAGACAGGCAACGGAUUUGACGGCAGCGACAAGAUCAUCUUGACAGAAGACGACUGUUAUGAAGAGCUUGGGUUCUGCUUUCCUACCUGGAAGAAGUGGAUGAUUCUUAGUGUCAUCUUCAUCGUCCAGGUCUCGAUGAACUUCAACACCAGUCUUUACAGCAACGCCAUCACUGGCAUGACCGAAGAGUUCCACAUCAGCGCUCAGGCUGCUCGUUGUGGUGCUAUGAUCUUCCUCGUCCUCUAUGCCUUUGGUUGUGAGCUUUGGGCACCCUGGUCCGAGGAGCUCGGAAGAUGGCCUAUCCUCCAGCUCAGUUUGUUCCUUGUCAAUAUCUGGCAGCUCCCUGUCGCUCUCGCACAAAACUUUGGAACCGUCAUGGCCGGUCGUGCCCUUGGUGGUUUGUCUUCUGCUGGUGGUUCGGUCACUCUCGGUAUGGUUGCCGACAUGUGGGAGGCCGACGAGCAGCAGUACGCUGUCGCUUUCAUCGUCUUCUCUUCGGUCGGUGGUUCCGUUCUCGGUCCCGUCGUUGGUGGGUUCGUCGAGCAAUACGCUGCAUGGUAUGNNCGAUGGAACAUCUGGAUUCAACUUAUCUUCGGUGGAUUUGUCCAAGCUCUCCACUUCUUCCUCGUCCCCGAAACCAGAACCAGUAUUAUGUUGAACAAGAUCGCUAAGAGACGUCGCAAGGCUGGUGAGACAAACGUCUAUGGUCCUACUGAGUUGAUCCCCUGGAAGGACCGCUUCUCUGCCAAGGAGAUUAUCCAGACCUGGAUUCGACCUUUCAAGAUGUUCCUGACUGAGCCCAUUGUCCUCACACUCUCGCUUCUUUCUGGUUUCAGUGACGCCCUGAUCUUCAUGUUCCUUCAGUCGUACGCUCUCGUCUACGACCAAUGGGGCUUCUCUGCCUACCAAGUCGGUCUUGCUUUCUUGCCUCUUCUCAUCGGAUACUUUAUUGCAUGGUUCUCAUUCUUCCCCGCCAUCGCUCGUAACAAAAGACAGCGUCGCGAGAACCCCAACGACGAACACGCCCAGUACGAAUCGCGCCUCUGGUGGCUGCUCUACACUGUACCCUGCCUUCCUAUCGGUCUGAUUGGCUUCGCAUGGACCAGUGGAGGACCUCCAAUUCACUGGAUUGGCUCCAUGAUUUUCAGUGCAGUUAUCGGCAUUGCCAACUACUCGAUCUACAUGGCCACCAUCGACUACAUGAUCUGCGCCUACGGUCCUUACUCAGCCUCUGCCACUGGUGGUAACGGAUGGUCUCGUGACUUCCUUGCUGGUGUUCUGACUGUACCCGCCACCCCCUUCUACACUAACAUCGGUGGUGAACACCACUUGGAAUACGCUUCGACCAUCCUGGCUUGUAUUGCGCUCCUCCUUGUCGUUUCAGUCUACGUCAUCUACUGGAAAGGACCUGUUCUCCGUAAGCGUUCUCCCUUCGCUCAGCAACUUUCUUCUGCUCGUGAGGAACACGGUGGAAGAAGAGCUUCGGCCAUUUACGGCCCCAGCAGAAACAACUCGAUGGCCGGCGCUUCGGUUAAGUCGAGCGCGUCCAAUAGACAGUCUGUUUAG
Aureobasidium vineae is the source of this 1668-nucleotide messenger RNA. NCBI's taxonomy places the organism in Eukaryota, Fungi, Ascomycota, Dothideomycetes, Dothideales, Saccotheciaceae. The record is from the annotation of a GenBank genome assembly.